Molecule: messenger RNA, 1275 nt
Organism: Tetrapisispora phaffii CBS 4417
Lineage: Eukaryota; Fungi; Ascomycota; Saccharomycetes; Saccharomycetales; Saccharomycetaceae
Gene: SIP2
Product: Sip2p
Exons: 1
Coding region: 1-1275 (424 amino acids)
Biological process (GO): signal transduction
Cellular component (GO): cytoplasm; nucleus; nucleotide-activated protein kinase complex
Molecular function (GO): protein kinase binding
Source: RefSeq, a predicted model, not a curated record
AUGACCAGCAAUAACAGCACCAAUGGUACGCAUAGUGCUAACAACAGUGCUCCUGUGAAGGAUGUCUCCAUGGUAGACUUAAACAACAUCGACGAAAACACUAAAAAUAUUACUCAAAGUUUAUCGCAAAUGAACAUCGAUAAUCCAAAUGAAUUAGAACCUCAACCAAUCAUGAGAAAUAAAUCUACCUUAAUUUUCGAUGAUGAUGAUGAGAUUCCACCUUAUUCAAAUCACGAAGAACAUGCUUCCGAUAUCAUCUCUGAUUCUGGAGACGAAGCUACACAUAAUACCAAUGUUAAUUAUAAUACAAGUAAUGGUCAAGAGCAAUCACAAGUAGAUGCUGCCUCACAAGAAAAAAUGCAUCAACCGCAACAAAGAGCACCACAACAAGCUCAACAACAACAAACUUCUAAUAUUAUGGUUCCUGUUGAUAUCACAUGGCAACAAGGUGGUGAGAAAGUUUACGUUACAGGUUCUUUUACGGGUUGGAGAAAAAUGAUUGGUUUAGUGCCUGUACCAGGUCAACCAGGCGUUUUACACGUCAAAUUACAAUUACCUCCGGGUACCCAUAAAUUUAGAUUUAUUGUUGACAAUGAAUUAAGAUUCAGUGAUUUCUUACCAACAGCUACUGAUCAAAUGGGUAAUUUCGUUAACUAUUUAGAGGCUGUCCCUAGAACACAUCCAGAUGCUUCCCUUCAACAAACUCACGUCGCAAAUGAUCAAGAUGGAAAGUUGAGACAAGAUCAACAACAGCAGCAACUUUCUCAACAACAAGCACAGAAACCAGCUCAGCCACAAGGUGUUACUGAAUCAAAUAAAAGUAAGAAAUAUCCAAGAAGUGCACGUUCACAAAUUGCUUUCGAAAUCGAACAAGAACCUGACGAUUUAGGUGAUGGGUUCACACGUUUCCGUGAGGAACAGCCAUUAAAAGCCGUCUUAGAGUACACGCAAGAUAUUCCAGCUGUUUUCACAGAUCCUACUGUAAUGGAACAAUACUAUCUAACGUUGGAUCAACAACAGAAUAAUCAUCAAAAUUUAGCGUGGUUGACACCACCUCAAUUGCCACCUCAUUUAGAAAAUGUUAUAUUGAACAAUUAUUCAAGCUCUUCCAGCGAUAAUAGCCAAAAUACUUCCGGUUCAUUACCAAUUCCAAACCAUGUAGUUUUACAUCAUUUGGCUACCAGCAGCAUCAAGCACAACACUUUAUGUGUUGCCUCCAUAGUGAGAUAUAAGAGAAAAUAUGUCACACAAAUACUGUAUGCUCCAUUACAAUAA